Molecule: messenger RNA, 2273 nt
Organism: Thunnus maccoyii (southern bluefin tuna)
Lineage: Eukaryota; Metazoa; Chordata; Actinopteri; Scombriformes; Scombridae
Product: GRAM domain-containing protein 2B-like
Exons: 14
Coding region: 1-1278 (425 amino acids)
Source: RefSeq, a predicted model, not a curated record
AUGGUACUGAUGACCGAGCAGGCGGACAGACCUUUGACCCCGUUAUCCACGCCAGAAGUUUUUAACAAGGAGUCCCGGGGGAAUCGAUCGACGCCUGAAGUGGAGAAUGGAGGUGAGAGGAGACAGAGGAGGCGCGGACGGUCACCUGCAGACCUCCAGCUGUGUCUGGACACAGAGUCGGACCCCUCGGAGAGCCGGAAGAAACCAGCCAGCAUGAGACUGAAACCUGUGGAGCAGCUUUCACCCACGCAGAGUCCAAGUGACUGCGAAACAAAGUUUGAAAGGAAGAAAUCCCAACACAACCGGUUAUCAAAGACAAAUGCCCAGUAUCAUAAGUUAUUCAAGGAAGUGAGCAAAGAUGAGUUACUCAAACAAAGUUACACCUGCGCCCUGCAGAAAGACAUUUUAUAUCAGGGCAAAAUGUUCGUCUCUGAUAACUGGAUCUGCUUCCACUCCAAAGUCUUUGGCAAAGACACCAAGAUUGCACUUCCGGUGAUCUCGGUGACAUUUAUCAAAAAAACUAAAACCGCAAUCCUAGUGCCAAACGCCCUCGUGAUCGAAACGACAAGCGAUCAGCAUGUGUUUGUGUCCUUCCUCUCUCGUAACACCACCUACAAACUUCUCAAGUCCGUCUGCGUUCAUUUGGAGGUGGAGAAGACCUGUAGCAGCCCCAAUCCUUCCUCCUGUGAAAACAGCUUCAGAGUGAACUGCCCAUCAUCACUUCCUCUGGACUUUUCUGGAGACUUCUCUGACCUCCAUGGGGUCGUGCAGCAGAGACGGCAGGAAAUGAUGGAGAGCAGCAGCUCCGGGUCUCAAACUCCAGAUUAUGAUAAAAUGCCUGACUUCACCGGCCUCCCGGACACGUUUCUAAGCGCAGUGAAGAGCGGAGAGGUUUCAGUCCACGCUGACAUUCACCUCCAGACUCCAAGCCAAAAACAUGGAGCUGCCCUUAAGAACGGGUCAGCCAAGCCAACCCGAGGAGUUGCAGUCAAAGACAAACCCUCUCAGCCCAUGUCGUUACACGCCAUCCUCCUCAUCUACUUGGUUUUAGUUAGUGUUCUCGUCUUGUCCUCCUGUUACAUGGCCUUCAAGAUUGUGGCUCUCGAGCAUCGUUUGAACUCCUUGGUGUCCGUUGGGGAACACGUUCGUAAUGAAAAUGCUGUGAGCCACAGAUCCCAGGAUGAGUGGAACGCCGAGAUCUACGGAGAGCUGUCCACCAACCUGUUCAAGCUAGAAAAGAUUCAAAGAAACCUCCGGAAGCUACUUGAAGAGACUUAAAAGAAGACUGUUGUCUGUCGGUCUGUCUGGACAGAAGCUUUACUUUUAUUAGAAAUGCUGUUUGAUCACUGCAGAGCAGCAGUGAGCCCAUUUGGUAAAAAGAUCUGUUGCCAAAGUGCAGACAGCUCGUACAGAAAGCUUAAAAAUUGUGUGAUAUUUAACUUAAAUUGUGCAAUAAGAGCUUUUUUCCCCCUUUUUUUCCACUCAGGACUAUUUUAUCACUCUUUUUUGAAACAAAAUGUUGUGCUGGAGGGUAAAAACUGAAGCAGUAUGUUAGUGUGCCAGAGUUAGUGUUAGUGAAGUACGAACGUGUAGUAUUUAUCUGAGAGCUUUUAUGUUGCAUUUCACAGUAGUUGGGAUUUUUUUUUGUUACAGGUAUCAGGUCCAAAGGUCCUAUUACAAUGUUUUCCAAAUAUUUCAGAAAAGGUCAACUCGUGCUGUUCAUGUGUUCUUGUGUUAGAAUGAAAAUUGACAAUAAAUUAUAUUUAUGUAUAUAAAACACUCAGCUAGCAAUGUUUUUACACUAAGGUGUACAUGAAUAGUGGUUGCUUAGUGAAAAUAUGUUGAAAUUGUUUGAAAAUCAACUGAGUUUAAUUGGUGUUUUUUAUUGUAAAUGUGGACUUUUUACUAAAACACUUUAACAUAAUUUAUUAAAGGCCAAAUCUGUAAUUUUCUAACCAUAUAAAUGACAAGUUUUAUUCACUUAUAUAAUUGAAGAGUGUUUUAUCUAAUCAUAAUUUUACUCUUAAUCGGCGUCAGAAAACAUUUCCACUGAAACUUUGCUGUUGAGUGUUUGUGUAUUAAAAGACUGGUCAAUACUUUCAGGAGCAAUAGACGGUUAUGAGCUUUUCAACUCUGGUGGUGCGGUGACCCUUUCGUUUACAUUUACUGUAGAUCACAGACUGUGCCUUUAACUAUUGUAAUGUAUUGCAGCCUCUGAAAUAAACGGCUCUCAUACAUUGUCUAUUGAACUUUGCUGCGAGAGCAUUUCAACA